AUGUCCACAGACGAUGCAUGCCGCAUGCAUGACUUAUCUUUGGACAGCCCUGAACCUGGAGGCGAAGUUUCGGAGGGUUUGCCAAUUGGAACCACCAGAUCCAUGGAAUCGGCGCAAGACAUGAAGUUGGAUUGCGUCGCGGCCUGGUUCAAUUUUUUGCCCGCCGUGGUUAUCAUCCUGAACGUUUUGGCCAUAGGGAUCAGUCUCGAUUUCCAUCGUGGGCACAUUGUUUGGCAGAUUUUAGAAUACUUGUUCGUAGUUUUCUAUUCACUGGAGUUUGUCGUCAAGGUCCGAACUUAUGGAUGCCAUUGGUAUUGGUGCGGGCCAGAGCGCAUGUGGAACUAUUUUGAUUGGCUUUGCUUGGCGAUGAUGUAUGUGGAUUUGACUCUCACCACGGUGCUUGCGUUGGAAGGGCGCGUCGGCGCUGAAGCCCCGGAGGCCUUCUCCAAUUUGGCCCUGGUGAAGAUAUUUCGUUUGGCACGCCUCGCACGGUUGAUUCGGGCGUUGCGAUUCAAGGCGUUCAAAGAAUUGAAGUUGAUUGUGCUGGGCGUAUUUUCUGGUCUGCGCGUGAUCGGUUGGGCGAUAGUGUUGCUCAUCGCCGUGAUUUAUGCCAUCGGGGUUGUGUUGCGCAGCUUUCUCGGCGAUGAUCCCGAGCAACAGGAGUUCAGAACAGUCUUGGCUUCCAUGUUCACUUGCUUCAGAUGCUUCACAGAUGGAUGCACAGCGCUUGAUGGGACACCUCUCUCUGAAAGAUUGCGUGCUGAGUAUGGUCCUGUCUUCAUGAUUGGGUACAUAUUCAUCAUCAUGCUGAUUACGGUGGGCGUCUUUAACUUGAUUAUGGCCGUCUUCAUCGAGAACGUCAUGAGCUCACAGUUCACUCGGAAACAGAACGAGAUCUCCGAAACGGCUCUUCAGAUGGAGCUGAACAUCAAGGACCGCAUCAUUCGCAAGCUUGGCUUGCGGAGGAAAAGUUACCAGGAAUCCGCUGAUUUGAAGACACGACCAGAAGGGAUGGACUGGGUAUUGCAGGCUGGAGGCCGGAACAUCUCGCGGGAGGAGUUUGCCUCCUGGCUCGAGGACGAAAACUUCGUUCACGUGCUGGAUGAGGCGAGCAUUGAUGCGUCUGGCAGGGUUAGUCUCUUUGAUGUGCUGGACGCCGAUGGAGGUGGAGAGUUAAGCGUGGACGAGCUCGUCACCGGUCUGAUGAGUCUUCGCGGGCCUGUCACCAAGGGAGAUGUUAUCGGUAUUCACUUGAAAGUCCGCUAUUUGGUGAGCUUGAUUGAAUGUUCUGCGACACAAGAUGGUCACAUCAAGACGACGGAUCGCGCCGCGGCCUAA
Messenger RNA from Symbiodinium necroappetens, 1338 nucleotides. NCBI's taxonomy places the organism in Eukaryota, Dinophyceae, Suessiales, Symbiodiniaceae. The record is from the annotation of a GenBank genome assembly.